Messenger RNA from Penicillium brevicompactum, 582 nucleotides. RefSeq names its product DNA-directed RNA polymerase III subunit RPC25. Gene Ontology annotation, cellular component: RNA polymerase III complex. The transcript has 7 exons. Gene Ontology annotation, biological process: DNA-templated transcription; transcription initiation at RNA polymerase III promoter. The record is from RefSeq and is a predicted model, not a curated record. Lineage: Eukaryota; Fungi; Ascomycota; Eurotiomycetes; Eurotiales; Aspergillaceae. The coding region runs from base 1 to 582 and encodes 193 amino acids.
AUGUUCAUUCUGACCACCAUCUCGGACUUGAUCCAAAUCUCACCUGAGGACUUCUCAAAGUUCAGUGCUGUGGCUAUUGAAGACAACAUCAAUGCCAAAUAUGCCAAUAAGGUGAUUCAAAAAAUCGGUCUUUGCAUUAGCUUCUAUGACCUGCUGGAGUCCUCAGAUGGGCUGAUCGGCCAUGGAACUGGUCUGGUCAAUGUCAACGUCAAAUUCCGGAUGAUUGUUUUCCGACCCUUUAAGGGAGAGAUCAUGCUAGGGAAGAUCUCCAGUGGCACAGAGCAUGGUAUUAAAAUUGGUCUAGAAUUCUUCAAUGAUAUCCUGAUUCCACCAGGAAUGCUGAUGGAAAAUUCUCGAUUUGAUCUUGCGGAGCAAGUAUGGAUCUGGGAGAAUGAUGAAGGAUCAGAAUUCUUCUUCGAUGUAGGAGAAGUCGUUCGAUUCCGAGUUGAAGCAGAAGAAUGGCACGACCAGGUCCCCAAUGCGCCCGAGCUUGGUGACGAGACCCCUCAAGAACGAAGACCGCCAUACUCCAUCCUGGGCUCGAUGCAAAUGGGUGGAACAGGGCCCAUUACAUGGUGGUAG